This is a messenger RNA of Panicum hallii, 1149 nucleotides long. RefSeq lists its product as uncharacterized. Lineage: Eukaryota; Viridiplantae; Streptophyta; Magnoliopsida; Poales; Poaceae. Bases 111 to 854 code for a protein of 247 amino acids. The record is from RefSeq and is a predicted model, not a curated record. Gene Ontology annotation, cellular component: chloroplast envelope. The transcript has 4 exons.
CGACAUGCCGACGCUCAAAAACUGGCCAAAACUGAAGAGCACUCGGCACGCGUACAGGGACAGAUACACACGCUGCGGUUAGCCAGUUUUAGCCCGUAUCGCCAAUCGCCAUGCUCGCCUACCUCCUCCACGCCCCAGCCGCCGCCGUCGUCGCCGCGGCGCCCAGCGCCUUCACCCUCCGCUCUCUCCCGCCGGCGAGGACCCCGUUCCUCCCCUCCCUCCCGCGCCCGGCCUCGCCCAGGCGCGCCGCCGCGUCCGCCUUCUCCCCCGCCGCCGCGGCCGCCCCCAUCGCGGCCUCGCUGCUAGAGGGCCCCGUGCUGGUCUGGGCCGGCCGGCUCUGCCUCUACUACGCGCUCCUCCACGCCGGGCUCGCGGGCUCCCCGCGCAACCCCUUCCUCUCCCACGAGAUCGGCGACGACGGCGCCGGCGACAGCGACCUAGGGUUCUCCAAGUGGGCCGAGAAGCUCCGUGGCGGCGCCUCAGGUGAAAAUGAUGCUCAGGAUAAGAAGAAGCUAACUAGCAAGUGGAGGCCAACGACUAAAGGCACACUGAAGAGAACCUACCGAGUUCGAUCAACAGAUGAAGGAAGGAGGAUCCUGAAAGAGAUUGCUUCUGUUCUGUCCCAAGAUGAUCAUUUUGUGGAUGCUUCGACUCACAAGGGUUGUCAAAUAAGGCGGGAAAGUGCUCAUGGUGAGAGUGUGUGCUGCUACAACGUGAGAGCUUUGUUCGAUGAGCUCCCCACUCCUCAUCUGGUUCUGGAGAUUACACCUUUUCCCGCUGGACAUCUUACCGAUAAUGACUACCGCAAGGCGGAGAGGCUUGAGAUGGUGUUGAGGCUGAGUGCUUCCAUUUAAAAACUAGGGGCUGCUCCCCACUCCUCAUCUGGUUCUGGAGAUUACACCUUUUCUUGCUGGACAUCUUACCGAUAAUGACUACCGCAAGGCGGAGAGGCUUGAGAUGGUGUUGAGGCUGAGUGCUUCCAUUUAAAAACUAGGGACUGAUUUUCCAUUUCCCUAAUAUUUUCUUUGCCCAAGUUGUAAAUUGUUUACCAGUGGGCCUGUAAAUUGAUGCAGUUGGCUAAGAACUACUUGUAUCCCCUGAGUUCUGCUCAGCUUUCCUAUUAAUUUGAGCUCAAGAACGCAUUCUAUA